AAGGUCUGGAGGAUAAGGUUAAAUAAGGGACUGUAAAUACAGACAGUCCGCGGAAUGACCACACUCCCUUCUCGUGCGGAACAAGAAUCACGUGUGUCUCUGAAAGUGUGUUUAUCUCUCAGUUGGGAAGUGUGUGCGCGCGCAACGUGACACGCUGUCUAAGGUUCGACUUGAGAUUUCUGUUGUGUGUGGGAGGUUUAUUGUUUGAUCAGGAAAGUAAAAGGAACAGGCUUGGUGUGAGUGUAGACUGUGCUCUGUGCACAGGGAGGAGAGCGGAGUGUGUGUUUGGAGGCGCUAAACACAACCUCUCUCUCUCUCUCUCUCUCUCUCUCUCUCUGCGAGGAGGGACGCAAACUCGGAGUAGCUUCCCGGCUGAAACACGCGCCCUCUACUCAACAGAACCGGACUGGACUUGUGUUUUGGAGAUCAGCACUGAGGUUCAGCUCAGCAAAGGAAGAACAUGGAGGAUCUCACAGCUGAGAUCCCAAGCAACGAAAAGUCAUGCCAGACAGACGAUCUGGAGGAAAAAUCCACAGUGCUCAGGCCAGAGCAUCUCAACCUGAUGCCAGCAUACUCUAUAGAGCCAGGAGACCCUCCAUUGUUGCAGAGACAGCUGCAGACAUCCAGGUCUGGCAUUCAGCAGAUCAUUGAAUGUUUUCGCACAGGUACUACACAAUUGAAACACAUAUUACUCAAAGAGGUGGACACAAUAUUUGAGUGCAAGCUCUGUCGGAGCCUUUUCCGUGGACUUCCUAACCUAAUCACACACAAGAAGUUCUACUGCUUUCCGAGGAAGCCAGAAUCAGAAGCGCACUCAGGAAACUGCAGGCAGAGUAUAGGCAUAAAAGAGCUCCUGGAGGUUACUUAUCCCCGGCCCAAACAGGCGGAGCAUGUGGUGCGACUGGAGCCCAUACCAGGCAACCAGAACGCUGUGUUUCAACAUCUGACUACACAGAGUAAAGCAGACAUUCACUCUCUCUCCCAAAGCUCCAACCACAGUCUGGGAGACUGGAAACACAGCCAACCAGAGGGCCAAGGGGAAGACCUGGGGGAACAUAAUACAGGUGAAGAAAGCGAGAACGAGGACGCGAAUGAAGGAGAUGGUGAAGCACACACAGACAAAGAUGCUCAAGGAGAUGAAGAUGAGGAGGUACCAGAGGAUGCAGGUGAGGAGGAGGAGGAGGUGAUUGAUGGUGGCAUGGAUGAUGUGAAUAUCACAUGCUGCCUGUGCAGCAAAAACUUCAGUUCAUGGCGCAGCGUACGCCGCCACUGCCGUGAAGUGCACAAGCAAAGACUAGAGGAGCUGCACAACUCUACGGAGACUCACACAGUGCCCACCGGCCUGCUGUCUGUGGUGAAGGAGCGCCAAGAACACUCAUCAGGGCCCAGUGGAAAAUGCUGCCCAGUCUGUUUCAAAACCUUUGCCACCAAAGCGAACGUCCGGCGCCACUUUGACGAGGUGCACCGUGGCCUCCGGCGUGACCUGAUUACACUUGAUAUCACCACGAAGUCAAGUGAUCUGGAAGUCGUGCCUGCUGGGCCCUGUGGCCCUUGCACUCCUAACCCUACGAUAGUUUCUCCCCUACCCCAGUACAACCUGGCCACCGGCAAGUGCCUCCUGUGCAAGAGGAGCUACAGCACACAGGCACGGCUCAAGAGGCACAUGCGUUUUGUUCACAAGAUCCUCACUGGCAAAAGUGCUGUGUCCAGCUCUUCAACUGGCAAAAAAAAUCAAUCUGAGGAGGGCACUGACACCACGCACGCCCUCAAGAGGCCCCGGGAGGAGGACAAAGGUGAGAAAUCUCCAGUGACGCGUAAGCCCAAGCUCGCUGUGGGCUUUGACUUUAAACAACUCUUCUGCAAGCUGUGUAAGCGGCAGUUCAGCUCACGCCAGAAUCUUUCCAAACACAUCGAGCUGCACACAGAUAACGGCGGUGACAUUUUUAUUAAGUUCUACCGCUGCCCCCUGUGCCGCUAUGAGUCCCGCCGCAAGCGUGAUGUGCUGCGUCAUGUUGCUGUCGUGCACAAGAAAAACUCUGCCUACCUGGCCAAGAUCCUGCCGGGCCUGGAGAGUCGCGCUAUAAGGAAGCCUGCUGAAACCGUGCUUGGCACUUCAGUAAAACGUGGACAUCCGAAAAUCCCAGAUGGCCAUCACAAAGGAGACACCACAUCAUCACACAGCCUGCAGAAGGUCAGCCCUCCGUCUUCCGUGCCCCCUGUAAUCCGAAAACAGGAUGUUCCACCCCCAUCACCACCAGUCACACGCAGGCAAAGUCUUUCUCUUCACACUUCGUCUGUCACGUGCAACCAGACCUCAAACGGAAUGUCCAAUGGUGAAGAGGCACAGGACGGCACAGAAGUGCGUGUCGCCAAAAACGUCUCGCUACACACAUGCGACGUGUGUGGCCAUGCCUUUAACAAGAAGGUCUACCUGGAGUCGCAUAAGAGGAGCCACCACAACGCAGCCAAGACUGAUGGCAGAACAGUGGGCAUGAGCACACGCUCAAAGUCCCUUCUUUGAUCUCUUUUGGGGAAACACUGGAUUUCUAGCAGCAAGGCAGUAAUAAAGAGCUGCUAAAUGUCAAACAUGAGGAAGAACUGGACCAUAGAAUAAUGCUGCAGUUGUAAAUACCUGACUAUACUGGUUCAUAGCUUUGGUACUUUGAUGGACUUAUGUAGGUAAUAAGUUUGUUUGUUCCCUUUGGCUAUCCAUCUGUCUACCCUGCCUAGACUUCUCAGCGGUGUUGUAAUUGAACUGUAUUAGAGGUGUUAACCACUAUUCCAGAGGGGGAAAAACCUAUCUAUUCUCCUAUUAGACCUGCCUGCAGAUAUUGAUAACUGCAGUGUCUCAAUCUCAGCCAAGAAGUGGACAAAAACUACUGUUCCAGGAUCCAGUUGUGGUGGAUCAGCCCCAGGCCACGUGGGGAAGCUCUGGAGCUAAAUGCUGUAGCGGUGGUGCUAAUGAGACGUGGACAGUACGUAUAACUCAUUGGUAUUCAAUGCAAAUAUAUAUUUCCUUUUUAUUACUGAAGGGGGGAAAAGACCCACAACCACUGGAAUGUUUCAUGUAUUUGUUUGUUUUUGGCCCUUAGACAGCCUUUUUUUUUUUUUUUUUUUUUUUUAAAUCAAAGGUUCAGAAAGAUAAGUCAACAGAAAUUCUUUAUUAAGAUACAAGGAUUAUAUGUGAAAUGAUUACAGUACAUGUCCCACACAUUCUUUAAUGCUGAAAAUUCUACAAGAUGCCUGUUGUCCACAGCAACAUUAUUAUUUCCUGCCGAAUUGAAAUGAGGGAUUCGUGAUGUUUCAACUGACCUCUUUUGGUUUAAUAUAUUGUUAGUGAUGACAAUGUUAUAGAGCUGUACUUUUCUAACAUGGGCUAAAUGAAUAUCCAAUCACAAACUAUUUUUUUCCGUCAAUAAAAAAAUAUUGGA
This is a messenger RNA of Ictalurus punctatus (channel catfish), 3431 nucleotides long. RefSeq names its product zinc finger protein 800b (gene znf800b). Lineage: Eukaryota; Metazoa; Chordata; Actinopteri; Siluriformes; Ictaluridae. The record is from RefSeq and is a predicted model, not a curated record. The transcript has 6 exons. The coding region runs from base 461 to 2521 and encodes 686 amino acids.